Bombyx mori (domestic silkworm) is the source of this 2089-nucleotide messenger RNA. RefSeq names its product myophilin. Lineage: Eukaryota; Metazoa; Arthropoda; Insecta; Lepidoptera; Bombycidae. Bases 1137 to 1700 code for a protein of 187 amino acids. Gene Ontology annotation, biological process: actin filament organization. The record is from RefSeq and is a predicted model, not a curated record. Gene Ontology annotation, cellular component: actin cytoskeleton. Gene Ontology annotation, molecular function: actin filament binding. The transcript has a single exon.
GAUCGAAGUCAGAGUACCUGAAAGUUGUUUGGUAUUCGACGUCUGAGGGUAUUUGUUCUUGUCUCCUGUGAUUCCGGCACCGCAAUACAGAAGGAAAUCUUAGCUAUUGUUGAAUGUGUAUCGUUAAUUACCUUUGGUCUACCUAUGCCAGUAAACUAGAGGGGUUAUCCUAGCUUCACCGGACAUGUAGACGAGCGAGCUCACAGGGCUCAGCCUGGCGACUAGUUAACACUAGCAAAGACGGUGCUUCGUUGAAUCUACCACCGGAUCGGAAUCUCGACCUGCUGAGAGGAUCCGGCGUGAAGCUCAGCGGGCUGUGUCUGUGGGUUAAUUUUCAUGACGAACCCUACCUUCUUGGAAUGCCUAUGGGAUCGGGAGGUUCCUAAGUAUUUUGAGCAACGGAGACUGCUUACCUCUUUGGUUAUUUAUUAGAAUUAUACCUUAUGAAUGUGACCUACCUUCUUGUCAACUACAUCAGUGACUUAUUACUAUUCGUAUUACGGACUCGAUGUGAUUUUCACUGAGCUAUAGUGAGCCUCCCAAAUCGCUAUCGUUGGCCGAUCUGUCUAGUAAUUACUAGCCCCACAGACAUAGUCGUAUUUUCCCAUUCAUUACUUUUCAAUAUUAUAAUAGUCUGGGCUCUUCAUAUCUUAUGAUAAAACUCAUUUAUAAUCAGUAACACCUACAAUAUUUUUAUAUCAGUUUCGUUGAUAAGCGUUCACGAUGAAGUCAUGUUCUAGAUUGUUCUAUAUUAAACGAGUUAUUCCUAAGAUCUAUAGCAUGUUUGCUUGAAUGAAAUUACAUAAAAAAACGUUCACACCAUAAAUUAAGUAUCGAAAAGUUUUUCUCAUAGGUGUAUUUCGUAUAACUGAACUGCUUAUAUUGAAAUGACCAUGACAUACCAAAGCUAGUACGUAAUCUUACAAUUUUAAUAAGAUUCCGUCAUUAUAAUUGUAUUACCUGUAAAUUAGUUCAUACCGCAAGAUAAUGAGAAGAUAAACAAUAUAGUACCUACGAAUAUGCAAUUCGUAGAACGAGCGAUAAUAGCUAUCAACAUAUCAGCGCUCUGAUACAGUAAGGACUCUUAUCACGGUGAGUUCAGUGGUUACACGUCCGCACACCUGUUAACAUCUGACAUGGCCGAGUAUCGCGCAGGAAAAGCUGGCAUCAACGCCGAAGCCCAGGCCAGGAUCCACAGUAAAUACAACGAUGAAAUCGCCCAAGAAACCCUCGAGUGGAUCAGGAAAUUGACCGGCGAACCGGCCAACACCUCCGGUGACGCCGACAACCUGUACGAAGUCUUAAAAGACGGCACCCUCCUCUGCAAACUAGUCAACGAGCUUCAACCAGGUUCCGUUAAGAAGAUCAACCAAACGACCAUGGCCUUCAAGUGUAUGGAGAACAUAAACGCUUUCCUAGAGGCAGUCAAGAAGCUAGGCGUGCCCGCUCAGGAGACCUUCCAGACCAUUGAUCUUUGGGAGAGGCAGAACCUUUACUCGGUGGUCGUUUGUCUACAGUCCCUCGGUAGGAAGGCAGGUAACUUCGGCAAGCCGUCCAUCGGGCCCAAGGAGGCGGACAAGAAUGUGCGCGACUUCUCCGAGGAGCAGCUGAAAGCCGGUCAGAACGUGAUAUCGCUACAGUACGGCACUAACAAGGGCCAGCAGUCGGGCAUAUCCUUCGGCAACAGGCGUCAAAUGUGAUUUUUAUUACCCUAUUUAUAAAAUAGAAACUAUUAAAUAUGUUUUUUUUGUACUUUUUCAUAUGUGUGUUAUUUAUGAAAGGCGAGCUUCGUCUCCCAGCCAGCGUCACGUAUGAUUAGAUAACGCAAUGUACUGCAUCGUCGUUGCACUCAAGCGUUAUAUACAUAGGUUGCUCUAAGCGAACCAGUGGCCUUCUAGUUGUUUUCUUUGUAAUUAUUAGAUACUAUUUCUUAUCCGAUUGUGUCUUAGAGUACUGACUAAUUAAAAUGUUUUCUUUUGGAUUUUUUUAUUGCUUUUUCCUUCUAUUUCUGUUUGAUUGUGACUGAAUGUUUGCAACGAAAAUUUUGUACCAGUAGAUAUUAUCUUAGUAAAACUUUUUUGUUACCCAA